Molecule: messenger RNA, 5168 nt
Organism: Pelodiscus sinensis (Chinese soft-shelled turtle)
Lineage: Eukaryota; Metazoa; Chordata; Testudines; Trionychidae
Source: RefSeq, a predicted model, not a curated record
AACUGCAUUUUUACAUCAAAAGCUAAGAAUGGGACACUUCCAGCCCACUUACUUAGACUCAUUAGCAGUGGUCCUAAAAUUGACAGGUAUGUCUCUGAGCUGCUAUGCCUUCAGGAGACAUGAUCUGUGGUGAGGACAUGCUUAUAGAAAAGCAGUAGCUACUAUAUAUUGUAUAGCUACUGCUAUAGUAAACUAGCUACACUCAACUGGCCAAAUAGCUAUACAUGGCUAGUGGCUAGCAUGUUGUGAGUUUCUGCUUAAAGAACAGUUAUUUCUAAAUGUUCCAAAAUCUGCAUGUAAGCUGACCUGUCUUGAAAUUUGCUGUGCCUUAUGGAGUGCAGGGUAGGGUUAGUGAUCCAAAUUUGGAGUCACUUGAACGAAAUGUUCCUUAAACAGAGGCUCUCCCCUUGAAAACAAACAAAUGUCUUUAAAUACGCAGAUUUUACCAAAAAAAAAUUUUGUACACCAAUCUUCUCAAAUGCUGAUGGAAUAAAGGAAUGGGGGAGAGGGUGCCCCACAGUGCUUGACAUUGACCCCCUCUGGUCACUGAUGUGAACUUUACUGUCCAGGGGACAUAGAGAAUGGAACCCACUCUGCAUAUUUUUGAAAUGCAUUUUCCUGAUUGCCCAACUUGGCGAACACAUCUUGCAGCCCUGCCUUAUUGUGUACAGCUGACCAUGCUAGCUGCAUGCACCAAAUGUAUUCCUGCCUGAAGUAGACAGGGGUUUUGGAUCUUUUGGGCCUGUGAGGAGCAGCAGUUCUGUGGACGCAGCUACGGAACAGAUGUAGAAACAUGAACGUCUAUGAGAAAAUUGCACAGGGGAUGUAGGAGAAGUGGUACAACAACAAUGCCGUGUGAAAACCAAGGAACUCUGGCAGGCACAUCAGAAGGCCAGGGAGGCCAACGGUCCAUCUGAUACCAAGGCACAGACCUGCUGGGUUUACAGUGAGCUCUAUGUCAGAAUUGGUGGAGACCACACCAGCACGCUGCAGAGAACUGUAGAUACCUCAGUGGCACCAGAGAGACAGAGUUCUGUGAACAGCCAGGAGGAUGGGGGACAUGUGAGGGUCCAGCGAUGCCACAUAUGAGGGAUCUGUCUGAGAGUCCACUGCAGUCUAGUCAAUCUCAGCAGCUGAGCAGAAGCAAGUGUGAUGCUGGGAAGGAACCUCCGCUGCUGCUGUGGUGUUGAGAGGUCCUCCCUAUGCACCCCUGGAAUUCCUGGACAGGAGGUGAAAGAAGAGGAUAUGUGCAAAGAGAUUCUGCAAGCCAGUGCUGCAUUGGAUCAUGAAAAGAGGGUUGAAUCCCUGCAGAUUUCGAAUAGGUGACCAAGAAUUUGAUUCAUUACCGUCUUUAUUGGAAUUCUACAAAAUACACUAUUUGGACACUACAACUUUGAUAGAACCUGUUUCCAAAUCCAGACAGAAUAGUGGAGUUAUACUGAGGCAGGAAGAGGCUGAAUAUGUGCGAGCUCUCUUUGACUUUAAUGGAAAUGAUGAGGAAGAUCUUCCAUUUAAGAAAGGAGACAUACUGAGAAUCCGGGAUAAGCCUGAAGAGCAAUGGUGGAAUGCAGAAGACAGCGAUGGAAAGAGGGGAAUGAUACCUGUUCCUUACGUGGAGAAGUAUAGACCUUCCUCUGCUUCAGUAUCUGCUCUGAUUGGAGGUAACCAGGAUAGUUCCCACCCACAGCCACUGGGUGGGCCGGAGCCAGGGCCCUAUGCCCAACCCAGCAUCAACACUCCGCUCCCUAACCUUCAGAAUGGCCCUAUUUAUGCCCGGGUUAUCCAGAAGCGAGUCCCUAAUGCCUACGACAAGACAGCCUUGGCUUUGGAGGUCGGUGAGCUGGUUAAGGUCACAAAGAUUAAUGUGAGUGGUCAGUGGGAAGGCGAGUGCAAUGGUAAACGUGGUCACUUUCCGUUCACGCAUGUCCGCCUGCUGGACCAACAGAACCCCGAUGAGGACUUCAGCUGAGUGUGGCUCAACAAUUUUCCUUACAGAUGGGAACGGUCUCACUGUAUUUUACUGCAGCUGCCAUUUAGACUGUGUUCCUACAGAUGUUGAAAGGAGUUUUGCGUAUACAAGCAUUCUGAUACCUGCAAACCCAUGGGACUGAACACCACCAUUCCUUAAUCAAGACUUGUGUUAUUCAGGGUACGAAACUAAAUAACCUGUGUGUCAAAUGGCAGAACUAGUACAUGAUAGCUGAUAAUAAUGCCUGCACUGUACCUUACUUGCAGCAGCAGGUAGAGAAAGCAGCAAUACAUCUGUUGAUUAGAGUUUUAGCUUUCUCCAUUCCCAUUGCUUAUGUUGCUGCUUCCACAGGCAAUGCAAAUCAACCUUAGAAAAUUCAAUGUAUAGGUAGGAAUUUCACAACCAGUUAAUCCUGGAGCUUUUGCCUUUGUUUUCAUUCUUACUUUCUUUGCCCUAAUGUUUUGCACCAUGCAAAUAAUCUUUUUAGAUGUAGAACAUACAUUGGGAUAGCUUUGUGAUUUACUGAUAACUACCAUUUCAAUGGUAAAUGAGAUCAAAUCCUCUUUCAGGGCUUCAGAAGAGUUUGAGGACACUAGAGAUGGGUUUCUUUAGUACUGUUGCUUCAAACUUUGCUAGUAGCUAACUUCAAGUUGAGAUGUUAUAUUAACACAUCCUGAUAUUUUUUUACCCAAAAAUACUGUUUUAAGGAAUUGUAGACCUCCAUACCAAUGCUGACAAAUACGUGCCUAGCACUUUACUCAUUAAUUCAUAAACAUACCAAAAUAUGCAGCAUUGCUCUGAAAAAGUGACAGAGAAUAUUAGCCAGUUGUAAGAGAGAAAAUUAAAUUAUAUUGGGACAGUUUCAUAACUCCUUUAUCCUUAGUGAAUAGUUUUAUUCAUUGGCAAGAGUAAAUCAGUGUAAAAUGUCUUGAACUAACAAACCAAAUAUUAUCUUUAUUUUAAAAUAACUUUUGGAACUGCUCUGCUUGUUUCCAUCUGUAAAGCAUUUGAUGGUAAAUUCAUGAGAAGGUUUUAUUUGUAAUAAACUAAUAGAAAAUACUUACGUGCUUCUGGACUGAUUAUAAAAAGGCAUAAUAAAGUAAACUACUACUUCAUAGCUAAUGAUAAAAAUCAGUUCAUUGACUAGGUUAUGUUAUGCACUACUUGAAUCUUCAACUUUUUCUACUAAUCAUUCUCAUUUUUUUAACAUUAAAAUCAGAAUGGAAGCAGUAAUUUUUGUAAAUUAAAACAAUGAAGUAACUAUCUCUUGCCUGUGUCUGUAAGUUCUCCAAAUACAGCGAUCUAGUGACACAAAUAUUCAAAGUUAUUUUGUAACAUUUGUGGCUACAUUUUAAACAGGAUUUUUCUAAAUGCCAUAAAGCUGAAAGACCUCUUAGACAUGAAACAAAUAGUUAAAUACCACUAGAAUGUCUCUGAACAGUUGUAAAUGUUUCAAGGGCUAGCUCCUAUGAAAGAGGCUACUGCUGAGAGGCAUGGGUCCAGAAAAUAGAAUACUGAUAACACUUUACCUCAAAACUAUUACAUGCUGGAAAGAAUAAAACUGUUACGUACUUCCGCUACCUUAGAACUAAUUGAUCAGUAUAUCCAAUUUUCAGGUAGGGGCAGAUUACUGUAGAUAAAUCCUAAUAAACAUUGAUUUUUUUUUGUAAAGUAUCACUAAACCCUCUGUAGAAAACUUACAACUCAUCUGUUUUUGUCAGUUCCUUGAUGGAGAGAAGUAAUUAAGUGACUGCAUUUCUAAUCUAACUUGAUAUUCUAGUUGGGAUGCUAUGGCGUCAGUCCUUGACUAUGGGACUGCUUCUGAGUUAGUACUGAAUGUGCUUAAAGAUGAGCUAAUCAUGGGCUGUUAAAAUGUUAGUUUCUUAACAUUUAAUUCAUAUUUUUUCCUGAUCUUGCUACUUAUGGGAAUUGAAUACUUGAUACAGGCAAUCUCUAAAUUUGGUAUCUUUACAUAAGAAUUAAUUGCUCAUAGAUUAUAUAUUUUUCAUCACCUUUUGCCAAAAAAAAAAGCAAGCGAGUUAUGUUCUCAGUAAGGUAACACAAUGUAGUCCAUUUCAACUGAUUCUUCCAAUCAUAAUUAAAUCAUCCUGCACAUGCUUAGUCAUGCCUACAAGAUUCCACUCCCGAACUUUUGUGGAUAACAGAGUUUCCUUUAAGGAAAUACAUGGGCUUAAUACGCAGGUUAUAUUUUAACAUGGGGAGGUGGUAUAACAGAAUUUUUAUUGCUAAAUAAAUGCCCUAUACAAUCAUUUAAACUAAAGAAUGCAAACAUAUUACUAUGUAGCUAUGUGUUUGUGAAGCCUAUAUAAUUGAAAAUACUUUACAUUUAUUAUAACCUGUGACAGAGCAGAAAAACAAUCAUCCCCACAAAAGUCUUAAUACCUGCUGUUAUUCUAGAAGCAUAAGUUCUUGUGAAACAGCUUUUCUUAGCUACCUAAUAUACUAAGUUUUCAAAUGACAUAUAAGUUUGUUCAUCAGCUAACAGGCCUACAGGAUAAGUCUGCAUUUGUACAAGAUAUUGAUACUUCAACCUCUCACCAAGGUCUUAAACCAGGAAAGAUAAAAUUGAAUGAUUCAUAAAUAUGUAGAUUGAAUUGUUUUAUGGCCUUUGUUCCCUCUUUUGCGCAACUUCCUACACCCCCCCCAAAAAAAACCUGAUUAAUACGACAGUUAGUAGUCAUUCAAGUUUUAGUUGUUUCUCUCAGUAUUUGGGUUUAUUGUGCAUAGGCAGGUGCUAGAAUUAGAAUAAUUAUGGUUUCUAGAAAUACACCAUGAAAAGCAGAACGCUCAACUACACUGUGUUCUCCUAGAGCAUUUUCACAUUAUAUUACACUAAACGAAGUACAACUUGGCUGCUAUUUUUUAAUAUGUAUUUCAUUUCCAUAAAUCCCAGACUUUUAUACUAAUAUAUGACCUUGUUCAAUCUUGUUAAUCUGUUUCAAUUGUACUUGUUAAUGCAAAUAUUUCUAAUCAUUUGAGUAAAACACUUCAUGUUCUUAAUGGUUUUUUGGGGAAAGAUGCUAAGCAAACCAGUUUGAAGUAAAAAUAUACGAACACAUGCCAUUGUAUUAUAACACUAUACACUUUCUUGACAGUUAAAUUUUACUUUUUUAUUUUUUGUAGCAUGUAAUGUAUAUGUUCAUAGUAUGUGAAGUAAAUAAAAAAUAUAGCCAAAAAA